AUGUCCCAGCCUGGUACCCCUGUACCAUACUACCAAACUUUAUAUCAUCAUCCGGGCACACCACAGAUGACCCCACAGUCACCCGCCAGCUCGGUGCGUUCAGUAGGAAGCUUCGCUCCUAUAGGCUAUCCACAGGCUUAUGCGGCGCCGAUACAGUCACCAGUCUACACUGGAGUGGGAGCGCCUUAUGCAUCACCUCUUUCACAAUCUGUCCCUCAGCAACAAGGAUCUAUGGGGGAGUAUGCUCCUCCAGUUUACCAGCUACCAUAUGGCGCGAUACCCCCGCAACAACAGCAGGCAUAUCGUUACCCGUCCCCAUCACCCGUAGCAGCCGCGGCAGCCUACUAUGGUGGUGCCUAUCAUCCUGGUAUGAUACGUAGUGGAGGAGGAGGAUCACCAACCAACAGUAUACGCUCAUUAUCAUCUGAUGGAAGGGGAAUGCCGCAGUCACCGAUGAAUAUGGGAGCACCAAUGGUCCUUCAAAGAGAUCCGUCUGGGAAUAUGAUAUUACCACCGGUCGGGUAUUUCGUAAGGGACGCGGAAAACGUUGAUCCUGAUAAUCUAUGUUACGCUGACAUCCGUCACAACAAGCCGGAGCCAUCUGGCACUGGGGACAGCCUAGGAUCGGCAGCGUCUACGUAUAGGAGUCCACCUGAAAGACGAUUCCAAUCUGGCUAUGCUAAUGCAGAGCACCAGCAACGUGGAGAAGGACCGAGCCGUCAUCAUCACCAUCGUAAACAUGUUCACCAAACGACGAUUCAACAAGAGCAGCAGGGGCACGAAGAGAGCGGAAACACUUUAAGAACACUGUUACAAGAGCUGGAUGAGGAGGAUGAGAAUUGCAUAUUUAUUGUACGACGCAUACACAAGUUUGGCUUCAAGUCGCCGGUGUUUUUACGAGAAUAUUUCGAAGAAUAUGGACAGGUUUGUAAGGUGCUGGUGGCGCAUUCAAGGCAAUUGCAAUCCGGACCGCACGAUACGACGAGAACCCGAUCGCGGCCAGCCUCUCUUGGUUUCGUUCUUAUGGGCGACUCUGAAUCGGUUCAGCGAAUUCUGGCUGACGGUCCUACGCAUAAGAUAGCUGAUGUUGAAAUUACGGUCCAUCAUUUUGAGAAUAGACACCCUGAGAAAGAUUCACAAGCGGAGUCCAGUCAAGACCAACAGCAUUCACAAUGAUUCCUAUUCUUCUCUAUUUUUAUUUCGUCGCUGCAAGUCGGAUCGUUACGUUAUCGAGCAAUCAAGACGCUAAUAUGUAUACUAGGGUGACCUCCAGCCGCGAUUGCCAAUAAUAGAAUUUACCGAUACCUUGUACGUGUACGGUAAAUGAUUGACUUCAAUCUGCAAAACUACGAUGAGCAUAAUUUUAA
Molecule: messenger RNA, 1367 nt
Organism: Perkinsus marinus ATCC 50983
Lineage: Eukaryota; Perkinsozoa; Perkinsida; Perkinsidae
Exons: 11
Coding region: 1-1176 (391 amino acids)
Source: RefSeq, a predicted model, not a curated record